GAACAUGGAGUAGUGAAUGGAUAUCUGCUUCAUCUGGAGUUACUCUCACUGUUACAGACCUGCAGGUGAAGGUGGAUCCUGAGACUGUAGGACAGAGAGAGGUGAAACUCACCUGUAGCUCCACCUGCAGCUUCAGCAAGACCCCUCAGUACUACUGGUACAGGAAUGGACAGUACAGGUCAUAUAGAAAUGAUGCCUCCAUUAUGCUCCACUCCACCAGUGUAUCUGAUGAGGGCAGCUACUCCUGUAGUGUGUAUGGCAGCAGACAGCACUCUCCUGCAGUGUGUGUUCUGGGUAAACAGUGUUGGGGUGUGACUUACACUCCUAAACAUGUGUGUGCUCUGAAAGGCUCAUCUGUUGAUCUCUUCUGCUCUUAUAAAUACCCUGGAGGACACACAGUGACAGAAUCAUUCUGGUUCAUUACAGAGCAGCAGGUUGGUGUUGAAGCUGUGGAUGUGAGAGAGGAAGAGGAGUAUGAGGGGAGAGUGCAGUAUAGACAGAGCUCCCAGAAUGACUGUAGUAUGACAAUCACUCACCUGAGAGAGAGUGACGCUCACACAUACAGGUUCAGAUUCCACACUGAUAGUACUGCGGGGAAAUACACUGGACGUCCUGGAGUAUCUCUCUCUGUCACAGAUCUGAAGAUUACAGUAUCAGACAGAAGUAGUCGAAAGCACCUGAUCUGCAGCUCCACCUGCACGCUGCCCAACAACCCCACCUACAUCUGGUACAGGAAUGGACAGCCUGUAUAUAACCAGAACACUUAUAGACUGUAUGUGUAUGACAGUAGUGAGGAUGCAGGCAGCUACUCCUGUGCUGUAAGAGGAUAUGAGGAGCUCCGCUCUCCUGCUAUCUGUGUUUAUGGAAAGGACAGCUGCUGGAGUGUAACUUACGUCACCCAGAACAUCUGUGCUCUGAUUGGUUCAUCAGUGGACAUACACGGUUACUACACCUUCCCGGAUCAGCAGCCCACCCCCCAACCUGCCUGGUACGCCAGACUCCACCCACAGGUCAAAGAGCUGAGUCAUGCUGAUGACCGAGUGGAGGUUUUCAGUCACAGAGCUAAUGUGAACACACUAAGCCUGAAACAUCUCACAGAGAGUGACUCAGCAGAAUAUCUCCUCCGAUUUAAAGCCCCCUACAUGAUACACACAGAGAGCUCUGCUGGUGUGUCUCUCUCUGUCAUGGGCCUGAAGGUGAAUGUGGACUCUCCAGCAGUCCCAGGAUCAGAGGGACAGACAGUAACACUGAGCUGCAGCUCCACCUGCACUCUGCCCUACAACCCCACCUACAUCUGGUACAAGAACGGACAGCGUGUGUCUCACUGCACAUCUGUCUCCUGCUCUGUAUCUGCAGUCAGGGAUGCAGUCAGUUAUAGCUGUGCUACUGAAGGCAAUGAGAACCUCCUCUCUCCUCCUGUGUAUGCCCCUAGAAACACCAGAGCAUUGAUGGUUUCCUCUGGAGAGAGAGUGGAGGGAGAUUCAGUGACUCUGACCUGCAGCAGUGAGGCAAACCCUCCUGUUCUCACCUACUCCUGGUUUAAGCAGAGAGCAGCUGCAGACACACUGCUGCCAACAGACCAGAAUUACAGCAUCUCCAACAUCAGCUCCCAGCACAUUGGACUCUACUACUGCACCGCUCACAACCAGCUGGGACAGCACAACUCCACCACCACCCUUCUGGAUGUGUUAUAUCCCCCUAGAAACACCAGAGCAUUGAUGGUUUCCUCUGGAGAGAGAGUGGAGGGAGAUUCAGUGACUCUGACCUGCAGCAGUGAGGCAAACCCUCCUGUUCUCAACUUCUCCUGGUUUAAGCAGAGAGCAGCUGCAGACACACUGCUGCCAACAGGCCAGAAUUACAGCAUCUCCAACAUCAGCUCCCAGCACAGUGGACUCUACUACUGCACCGCUCACAACCAGCUGGGACAGCACAACUCCACCACCACCCUUCUGGAUGUGUUAUACCCUCCCAGAGUCCCGUCUGUUACUGACCGUGUGUCUGGUGACUCGGUGACACUGCUGUGCUACAGUGACUCCAACCCCAUCAGUAAUUACUCCUGGUACAAGAAGACAGGAAGUGGUGUUAUACUGUUGGGAAACAGCACAAAUUUAACUUUGGCUACAGGAGCAGUUGGACUUUUCUUUUGCACAGCUCAGAACCAAUUUGGAUCAAUGGACUCAUCAGAAUAUUCAGUUCCAACAGGGAACCCAGCUGGGACAUACGCAGCUUCUGGAGUCACUGUGGGUUUGUUUCUGACUCUCACUGCUGUCUGUCUAUGGAUGAGGAGGGGAUCUGCAGCUGUCAGCAGAAGGAGUGAGGAGGCCAGCACAAAUCAUGACUCUGCUCCUGUAUAUGAUAAUAUCUCAGCCCUGGCUAAGACCUCUGACUCCACAGUAUCUUCAGAUGAUCAGGAUGAAGUUCACUACUCCAGCGUUCAUUUCACACACUCCCACACACAGGAAGUGCAACUGCCAAAGGCUCUUAAUCAAGGAGAGGAAGUAGAGUACGCCACAGUGAACAUCACCAAAACAAAAGUCUCCCCACAGUAGGCUAUGCAAAUGGCAUAGUUCAUUAUGUCUGUAUCACUGUUACACAUGGAGUGUAAGUUAUUUCUGAAGCAAAUAAUAUA
This is a messenger RNA of Electrophorus electricus (electric eel), 2629 nucleotides long. RefSeq names its product sialoadhesin-like. Lineage: Eukaryota; Metazoa; Chordata; Actinopteri; Gymnotiformes; Gymnotidae. The record is from RefSeq and is a predicted model, not a curated record.